CGAGGUGGGCGGAGUUAUGUGACGUCACGCCGUUAUCCGGUAAGGAGUCUCGUUCGAUGCCGCUUCAGCAGGACCACAUCAUCAGAACCAGGAGAAGAGAACCGGGAGCUGUGUUUGAGAACCGUACAGAGCCGCGGGAGAACCGGUCAGAGCCGCGGGAAAACCGUACAGAGCCGCGGGAGAACCGAAUAGACCCGCAGAGAACCGGACAGAGCCGCAGAGAACCGGACAGAGCUGCAGAGAACCAGACAGCGCUGCGGGAGAACCGGACAGAGCCGCAGAGGACCUGACAGAGCCGCGGGAGAACCGCACAGAGCCACGGGAGAACCAGACAGCGCUGCGGGAGAACCGGACAGAACCGCGGGAGCUCCAUCACUCCACAGGCUCGGUCCUGCUGCUGCGCACGGUAGGUCAUCCUUUGUUGGACGAAUGAUCUGCACCAGUGCUGUGAGACCUUUAUGUGAUGGACGAGGUUCUCAGUGAGCUUCACUGAUUGUGUCUGGAGCACCUUGAAGAGGAACUGAUUUACUCCCUUUGUCUCUGUGUCUCUUUUGCAUGCCAGUGCCAUGGUUCUUUCAAAAAAAGCUCUUUCUGAGAACAUUCACUGUCCAAGCUGCAGGAUUUGCAAACACAGCCUGUGGCUAGGCAAGAUGUUUUUCUUCUCUUCUGCAUGGGGCUAGAAGGUCCAAAAACUCGCCCACUUUCUACACGCCAAUGGUUUCAGCUUGAAUUCUGGACCAUCCUCAAAAAUGAUCUAUUGACUGAGUUGGUAUCCAGAGCAUUGUGGGAUCACCUCAUCCACCUCCUGCCUGAGAUGAACACGGUGCUUGUGUAGUUUUUUUUCUAUAAGUGACUCAUUGUGAGCUCUGGAGUGAGGAGGAUUUGUGCUCCAUGGCAUGGGUGAAGCUGUUCAGGAAGCCAGGGAGCGGUGGCAUUGGUGCUGGUACAGGAAGCAUCUCAGGUCCAGGUUUGGGGAAAUCCUAUCAGCCAGGAAGCAUGCUCUCACUGGCUCUCACCAAGGGUCUGCUCAACGAACCUGGACAGAACAGCUGCUUCCUGAACAGUGCUGUGCAGGUUCUCUGGCAGCUGGACAUCUUCAGGAGAAGUCUGAGACAGCUCUCAGCUCAUUUCUGCUUAGGGGACGCCUGCAUCUUCUGCGCUUUAAAGAGUAUCUUCAGUCAGUUCCAGCAGAGUCGGGAGCGAGUGUUGCCCUCAGACUCGCUGCGUCAUGCUCUGGCCGAGACUUUUAAAGACGAGCAGCGUUUCCAGCUGGGCCUCAUGGACGACGCUGCUGAAUGUUUUGAAAACAUUUUGGAGAGGAUUCAUCUGCACUUGGUGUGUGAUUCGGGUGAAGUUUGUACCUCCAGGUCCUGCAUCACGCACCAGAAGUUCGCCAUGACUCUGUAUGAACAGUUUGUGUGUCGGAGUUGUGGAGCGUCGCUCGAUCCUCUGCCUUUCACUCAGUUAGUGCACUACGUGUCCACUACAGCCCUCUGUCAGCAGGUGGAGCGUGUGUUAGAGAGGACGGACAGACUGCGCUCUGACAUGUUCAGUGAACUGCUGCAGGCAGCAAACACCAUCGGAGAUCUACGCAACUGUCCUAGUAACUGUGGCCAAAGCAUUAAGAUCCGCCGAGUGCUGAUGAACUGUCCAGACAUCGUCACCAUCGGCUUUGUGUGGGACGCUGAGCAGUCUGAUCUCACCGAGGACGUGAUCCGCUCUCUCGGCUCUCACCUCAACCUGUCCGGGCUCUUCUACAGAGUUACUGAUGAGAAUGUGAAGAAGCGAGAGCUUCACCUGGUGGGAAUGAUCUGCUACUCCAGCCGCCAUUACCUCGCCUUCGCCUACCAUACCAAGUCCUCCAAAUGGGUCUGCUUCGACGAUGCAACUGUCAAGGAGAUUGGUUCGAAAUGGAAGGACGUGGCGUCUAAGUGUAUCCGAGGACAUUUCCAGCCGCUUCUUCUGUUCUAUGCAAACCCAGACGGCAGCGCCGUGUCCAAUGAAGACGCCCCGCGACACACCACCAUGUGCUCCCAGUACAAAACUGCCCUCAAUGGGGAGGGGCCAGCUGAUGUCACCAUCUCAGGGCCAAAAAGACAUGACGGAGGAAGAGAAGCUGCAGCGUCACUGCGCAAUAAUCACAAACACGCACUGCAGGCAGCCUGCCGACUUAAAGUUCAUGCUGAAAGUCUGAGAGAGACGACUCACACCGCAGAGAGAGCGAGACGAGACACUGACCGAGUCCAUCGCAGGGCAGAUUCUCUACAACACAGAGACCUGACAUAUCCAAGACUAUCAGCUCCUUCUGAGAAUGGCUCUUGCUUUCACUCUGGCCUAAGAACACCCAGAAUGCCCCGCCCCAAUCGCCCUGAUCGCUCCACCCCCCACACCAGCAUGGUUGGAGGUUCAGGAGGAAAGACCAAGCCGUCCUGGCGUCCUGUGCGCGAAGUCCUGAAUGUGGACAGAGUUCUAAGUGAACUGGAACACAGAAGAGAGCAGCAGCAGCUUAAUGGAAGUCCACGUUGUAAUCGGCAUCAGGAAAGAGUUGGGUCCGAGCACAGACCCCGAGCUUUAAUGACCAUCUACGAGGACGAGACGAGGCCGGAGACAGAGAGCCACAGCUCCCAGGAGUCUCGACGUGACACAGUGCUUAGGGGCGGAGCCACCGCAGUACCCAGAGCAGACCAUUGGACAAUCCAGAGGACGGAGUCCGGUUACGAGAGCAGUGACAGACUAAGCAGCGGUUCUGCCAAUGCAGACUCUCCUGGAGUGGAGAACCUGUUGGGGAACGAAGUACAACGACUCAAGGCUGAACAGCCCAGGGCUCCAGCACACACUCACAGCCGAGUGGAGGAUAGAACAGAGACGCUGAUUCACACUAAACAUGUGUUGAAGAUUCAGGGACGGAACUCCGAGGUGCUGCUAAAAGGAAGCCCGAACUCCAGUCUCAGGAGGAAUCUGAGAUACUCGUCCUCAGAGUGUAACAGUUCCGAUGAGACGAGCAACGGUGCGUCCGAGCAGGAGGACAGCGCUUACCGCUCCAGCACAAGCGAGACCGCGCUUGCAGAGUCAGCCUUGACCACGCCCACUCCGCCCACACGACCCAAACACGCCCAGAGGGUGGCAGAGGCCCGGAGAGAGCCGCCUUUCCGCCCUCGACUCCUCCAGACACCGGCAUCUGAUCUGAAGAGUGGCGCGGGAGCGGAUCGCAGAGGCGAGGAGGCGGCCGAGGUGGAGCAAAGUCGCGGUAAAGCUGGAGUCGCCCUCACCACGUAUUUCUCUGUGGACAACUGCAUGACCGACGCCUACAGACUGAAGUACCAUCACCAGAGACCGCUGGUGCUCAGCAUGGCUCCUCCUCCCUCAGAUCACACCAAGAACCGAGCUGACACCGGUUCAAGCAGCAAUAAAUCCAUCAGGAAGUGGAACCCGGUGACUCCGAAGGGACUGGACGAGCAUGGAUAUCUUUGAAGGUGUGAGGAGAAGUCAAGUGUCCUCGUCAAUACUCGGGUGUGUUGGAUAAACAGACCCCAUACUGCAGUGUGUUGAAGCUCGCUCAUGCAGAGUCAUGUGUUUUACACACAAUAAGAGCAAGUUUCUGUUUUCCUCUGAAGGACCCGUGUUCUAAAUGCAGUUUAAAGCUGAAGGCCAAAGAAUUGAGGAGAGCAGAUCUUCAUGGAUCAGUGAAGGACAUGUUAAUGCUAGAAUUCUGACUGGAAUUCAACACAUACACUAGACUUAUUCAUCUAAACAAUCCAGAAUUUCCUAUAAUUGGGAGGUGGUGUGGAGUAAAGUGGUGGAGUAAUUGGGAGGUGGUGUGGAGUAAAGUGGUGGAGUAAUUGGGAGGUGUGGUUUGGAGUGGUGGAGUAAUUGGGAGGUGUGGUUUGGACUGGUGGGGUAAUUGAGAGGUGUGGUUUGGAGUGGUGGGGUAAUUGGGAGGUGUGGUUUGGAGUGGUGGGGUAAUCGGGAGGUGGUGUGGAGUAAAGUUUAAGAGUAAUUGGGAGGUGUAGUUUGGAGUGGUGGAGUAAUUGAAAGGUGUGGUUUGGAGUGGUGGAGUAAUUGGAAGGUGUCGUUUGAAGUGGUGGGGUAAUUGGGAGGUGGUGUGGAGUAUUAGAGUAAUUGGGAGGUGUAGCUGGACAUCCCUCUCCCAGUGUCGUCAUGUGGAGUAUUAGAACCGGACUUCAUAUGAGACGACUAUAACGAUGUCCUGUAUAUGUAUUUUCAGAAAUAUCUAUGCAUUAAUUUUUAUUCUUUGUUUAAUAAAUUGAUUUAAAACA
Silurus meridionalis is the source of this 4277-nucleotide messenger RNA. RefSeq names its product ubiquitin specific peptidase 53b (gene usp53b). The coding region runs from base 892 to 3471 and encodes 859 amino acids. The record is from RefSeq and is a predicted model, not a curated record. NCBI's taxonomy places the organism in Eukaryota, Metazoa, Chordata, Actinopteri, Siluriformes, Siluridae. The transcript is spliced from 17 exons. Gene Ontology annotation, cellular component: cell-cell junction. Gene Ontology annotation, biological process: response to auditory stimulus; protein deubiquitination; sensory perception of sound. Gene Ontology annotation, molecular function: cysteine-type deubiquitinase activity.